CGAUCAGAAGGCCACGGAGCAGCUGACCAGGACCCUGCGCGGCGUCAUGCGCGUGGGGCUCGUAGCCAAAGGCCUCUUGCUCAAGGGGGACCUGGAUCUCGAGCUGGUUCUGCUCUGCAAAGACAAACCCACCACGGAUCUGCUGGAGAAAGUGGCCGACAAUCUGGGAGUCCAACUCGCUGCUAUUACAGAAGACAAAUACGAAAUCAUCCAGUCGGUCGGCGACGACGCCAUCGUCAUCAAGAACACGCGAGAGCCGCCGCUGACGCUCACCAUCCACUUGACGUCGCCCGUGGUCCGGGAGGAGAUGGAGAAGCAGUCGGCGGGAGAAACGCUAUCAGUCACCGACUCCCCGGACGUUCUGGACAGGCAGAAAUGCCUUGCUGCCUUGGCGUCACUGCGACACGCCAAGUGGUUCCAGGCCAGGGCUAACGGGCUGAAGUCGUGCGUCAUCGUGAUACGAGUGCUGCGGGAUCUCUGUACUCGGGUUCCAACGUGGGCACCGCUGCGAGGAUGGCCUCUGGAGCUGCUGUGUGAGAAAUCCAUCGGAACCGCCAACAGACCCAUGGGCGCUGGCGAGGCCCUGAGGAGGGUCCUCGAAUGCCUCGCCUCGGGAAUCGUCAUGCCAGAUGGUUCUGGUAUUUAUGAUCCUUGUGAAAAAGAAGCCACUGAUGCUAUUGGGCAUCUAGACAGACAACAAAGGGAAGAUAUCACACAGAGUGCUCAGCACGCCCUGAGGCUCGCUGCCUUUGGCCAGCUUCACAAAGUCUUGGGGAUGGACCCCCUGCCUUCCAAAAUGCCCAAGAAACCAAAGAACGAAAACCCCGUUGACUACACUGUCCAGAUUCCUCCCAGUACGACGUACGCCGUCACCCCGAUGAAGCGUCCUAUGGAGGAGGACGGCGAGGAGAAAUCUCCCAGCAAAAAGAAAAAGAAGAUUCAGAAAAAAGAGGAAAAACUCGAACCUCCCCAGGCCAUGAACGCGCUGAUGAAGCUAAACCAGCUCAAACCUGGGCUCCAGUACAAACUGGUCUCUCAAACUGGGCCCGUUCACGCUCCCAUCUUCACCAUGUCGGUGGAAAUCGAUGGCAGCACCUUCGAGGCGUCGGGGCCUUCCAAAAAGACGGCCAAGUUGCACGUGGCCGUGAAGGUGUUGCAAGAUAUGGGUUUACCAACAGGAGUAGAAGGCAAAGACUCCGGGAAAGGCGACGAAUCGGCCGAGGAGACGGAGCAGAAACCGGUCGUGGUCGCUCCUCCUCCCGUCGUCGAAACCGUCUCAACGCCCACGGCCGCUUCCCCUCCCGCGGAUCAGACCCCGGAGAACGUGAAACAGCAGGGACCAAUUCUGACGAAGCACGGCAAGAACCCGGUGAUGGAGCUGAACGAGAAAAGGCGCGGGCUGAAAUACGAACUGAUUUCGGAAACGGGCGGCAGCCACGACAAGCGCUUUGUCAUGGAGGUGGAGGUGGACGGGCAGAAAUUCCAAGGAGCCGGUUCAAAUAAAAAGGUGGCCAAAGCCUACGCCGCCCUGGCCGCGCUGGAGAAGUUGUUCCCCGACGCUCCCGUUGCCAUCGAGCAAAACAAGAAGAAAAGACCCCCCGUGCCGGCGAGGGGAGGCCCCAAAUUUGCAGUAAAG
Molecule: messenger RNA, 1636 nt
Organism: Mesitornis unicolor (brown roatelo)
Lineage: Eukaryota; Metazoa; Chordata; Aves; Mesitornithiformes; Mesitornithidae
Gene: ILF3
Product: interleukin enhancer binding factor 3, 90kDa
Exons: 12
Cellular component (GO): precatalytic spliceosome
Molecular function (GO): single-stranded RNA binding; double-stranded RNA binding
Source: RefSeq, a predicted model, not a curated record